AUGGUGGACUACCACGCGGCGAACCAGUCGUACCAGUACGGCCCCAGCAGCGGGAGCAAUGGCGCUGGCGGCGGGGGUAGCAUGGGAGACUACAUGGCCCAGGAGGACGACUGGGACCGGGACCUGCUGUUGGACCCGGCCUGGGAGAAGCAGCAGCGCAAGACCUUCACAGCCUGGUGCAACUCUCACCUGCGGAAGGCCGGCACGCAGAUCGAGAACAUCGAUGAGGACUUCCGAGAUGGGCUCAAGCUCAUGCUCCUCCUGGAGGUCAUUUCAGGGGAGCGGUUACCUAAGCCAGAGCGGGGCAAGAUGAGAGUGCACAAGAUCAACAACGUGAACAAGGCGCUGGACUUCAUCGCCAGCAAAGGGGUCAAGCUGGUCUCCAUCGGGGCAGAAGAGAUUGUGGACGGCAACGCGAAGAUGACCCUGGGAAUGAUCUGGACCAUCAUCCUCAGGUUCGCCAUCCAGGACAUCUCUGUGGAAGAGACCUCUGCCAAGGAAGGGCUCCUCCUCUGGUGCCAGAGAAAGACGGCCCCAUACAAGAACGUCAACGUGCAGAACUUCCACAUCAGCUGGAAGGACGGCCUUGCCUUCAACGCCCUGAUCCAUCGGCACAGACCGGAGCUGAUCGAAUACGACAAGCUGAGAAAGGACGACCCCGUCACCAACCUGAACAAUGCCUUCGAAGUGGCCGAGAAAUACCUCGACAUCCCCAAGAUGCUGGAUGCAGAGGACAUCGUGAACACGGCCCGGCCCGACGAGAAGGCCAUAAUGACCUAUGUGUCCAGCUUCUACCAUGCCUUUUCGGGAGCGCAGAAGGCUGAGACCGCUGCCAACCGGAUCUGCAAGGUGCUGGCCGUCAACCAGGAGAAUGAGCACCUGAUGGAAGAUUAUGAGAGGCUGGCCAGCGACCUCCUGGAAUGGAUCCGGCGCACCAUCCCCUGGCUGGAGGACCGCGUGCCCCAGAAGACCAUCCAGGAGAUGCAGCAGAAGCUGGAGGACUUCCGUGACUACCGGCGGGUCCACAAGCCGCCGAAGGUGCAGGAGAAGUGCCAGCUGGAGAUCAACUUCAACACACUGCAGACCAAGCUGCGCCUCAGCAACCGGCCCGCCUUCAUGCCCUCCGAGGGCAAGAUGGUGUCGGACAUCAACAACGGUUGGCAGCACCUGGAGCAGGCCGAGAAGGGCUACGAGGAGUGGCUGCUGAACGAGAUCCGCCGGCUGGAGCGGCUCGACCACCUGGCAGAGAAGUUCCGGCAGAAGGCCUCCAUCCACGAGGCCUGGACCGACGGGAAGGAGGCCAUGCUGAAGCACCGGGACUAUGAGACGGCUACCCUGUCAGACAUCAAGGCCCUCAUCCGCAAGCACGAAGCCUUCGAGAGUGACCUGGCCGCCCACCAGGACCGCGUGGAGCAGAUUGCCGCCAUUGCCCAGGAGCUCAACGAGCUGGAUUACUACGACUCCCACAACGUCAACACGCGCUGCCAGAAGAUCUGCGACCAGUGGGAUGCCCUUGGCUCUCUGACCCACAGUCGCAGGGAAGCCCUGGAGAAAACGGAGAAGCAGCUGGAGACCAUCGACCAGCUGCACCUGGAGUACGCUAAGCGGGCAGCCCCCUUCAACAACUGGAUGGAGAGCGCCAUGGAGGACCUCCAGGACAUGUUCAUCGUCCACACCAUCGAGGAAAUCGAGGGUCUGAUCUCAGCUCACGACCAGUUCAAGUCAACGCUGCCGGAUGCUGACAGGGAGCGGGAAGCCAUCCUGGCCAUUCACAAGGAAGCCCAGCGGAUUGCCGAGAGCAACCACAUCAAGCUCUCGGGCAGCAACCCGUACACCACCGUCACCCCCCAGAUCAUCAACUCCAAGUGGGAGAAGGUGCAGCAGCUGGUGCCCAAGCGGGACCACGCCCUCCUGGAGGAGCAGAGCAAACAGCAGUCCAACGAGCAUCUCCGCCGCCAGUUCGCCAGCCAGGCCAACAUCGUGGGGCCCUGGAUCCAGACGAAGAUGGAGGAGAUUGGGCGCAUUUCCAUCGAGAUGAACGGGACGCUGGAGGACCAGCUGAGCCACCUGAAGCAGUAUGAGCGCAGCAUCGUGGACUACAAGCCCAAUCUGGAUCUGCUCGAGCAGCAGCACCAGCUCAUCCAGGAGGCCCUCAUCUUUGACAACAAGCACACCAACUAUACUAUGGAGCACAUCCGGGUGGGCUGGGAGCAGCUGCUCACCACCAUCGCCCGCACCAUCAACGAGGUCGAGAACCAGAUCCUCACCCGCGAUGCCAAGGGCAUCAGCCAGGAGCAGAUGCAGGAGUUCCGGGCGUCCUUCAACCACUUCGACAAGGACCACGGCGGGGCGCUGGGGCCGGAGGAGUUCAAGGCCUGCCUCAUCAGCCUGGGCUACGACGGCGAUGCCGAGUUCAACCGCAUCAUGAGCGUGGUGGACCCCAACCACAGCGGCCUUGUGACCUUCCAAGCCUUCAUCGACUUCAUGUCGAGGGAGACCACCGACACAGACACGGCCGACCAGGUCAUCGCCUCCUUCAAGGUCCUGGCCGGGGACAAGAACUUCAUCACAGCCGAGGAGCUGCGGAGAGAGCUGCCACCUGACCAGGCGGAGUACUGCAUUGCCCGCAUGGCACCCUACCAGGGCCCCGACGCCGUGCCGGGCGCCCUCGACUACAAGUCCUUCUCCACAGCCCUGUACGGAGAGAGCGACCUGUGA
Messenger RNA from Rangifer tarandus platyrhynchus (Svalbard reindeer), 2718 nucleotides. The record is from the annotation of a GenBank genome assembly. Lineage: Eukaryota; Metazoa; Chordata; Mammalia; Artiodactyla; Cervidae.